Molecule: messenger RNA, 1556 nt
Organism: Nymphaea colorata (pocket water lily)
Lineage: Eukaryota; Viridiplantae; Streptophyta; Magnoliopsida; Nymphaeales; Nymphaeaceae
Product: NAD(P)H-quinone oxidoreductase subunit 5, chloroplastic-like
Exons: 1
Biological process (GO): ATP synthesis coupled electron transport; electron transport coupled proton transport
Cellular component (GO): chloroplast
Molecular function (GO): NADH dehydrogenase (ubiquinone) activity
Source: RefSeq, a predicted model, not a curated record
UAGUAUUAAGCAAUAAUUUGCUUAAUUAUAUCAUUUGACCAAUUCAAUUGUAACUCCUUGGGUCAAAUUUUAAAUAGUCGAGGAAGAGCGAGAUUAAUAAAAAAGAAUAUUCUUUUCGUAUCCUUAUUUUGGUUUGUGUUAAAAAAAAAAAUAAAUAAGAACUGGUGAUGAAUGUGAAUUGGGAACAAUAAUUAAUAUAAUUAAUUAGAAGAAAAUAGAGGAAAAAGGUUUGAUUUAAUUUUAUUAUUAUGGUUAUGGAACGCACAUAUCAAUAUGCAUGGAUUAUACCUUUCGUUCCGCUUCUAGUUACUAUGUUAAUAGGAUUGGAACUCCUGCUUAAUCCGACAGCAACAAAAAAUAUUCGUCGUAUAUGGGCUUUUCCCGCUGUUUUAUUGUUAAGUAUAGUUAUGGUCUUUUCCACUAAGCUGGCGAUCCAGCAAAUCAAUGGUAGCUCAAUUUAUGAAUAUCUAUGGUCUUGGAGCAUCACUAGUGAUUUUUCCUUAGAAUUCGGCUACUUGAUUGAUCCACUUACUUCUAUUAUGUCGAUAUUAAUCACUACUGUUGGAAUCCUGGUUCUUAUCUAUAGUGAUAAUUAUAUGUCUCAUGACCGAGGAUAUUUGAGAUUUUUUGCUUAUAUGAGUUUUUUCAAUACAGCGAUGCUGGGAUUAGUUACUAGUCCCAAUUUGAUACAAAUCCAUAUUUUUUGGGAACUAGUGGGAAUGUGUUCCUAUCUGUUAAUAGGUUUUUGGUUUACCCGACCAAUUGCAGCAAAUGCCUGUCAAAAAGCGUUUGUGACCAAUCGUGUGGGGGAUUUUGGUUUAUUAUUAGGAAUCCUAGGUUUUUAUUUAAUAACAGGUAGUUUCGAAUUUCAGGAUUUAUUCGAAAUAUUCAAUGAUUCGAUCAUUAAUAACAAUGAGAUGAAUUCCUCAUUUGCUACGCUUUGUGCCUUCUUAUUAUUCCUCGGUGCAGUUGCUAAAUCUGCGCAAUUCCCACUUCAUGUAUGGUUACCUGAUGCUAUGGAGGGACCCACUCCUAUUUCGGCUCUGAUACAUGCGGCUACUAUGGUAGCCGCAGGAAUUUUUCUUGUAGCUCGGCUUCUUCCUCUUUUCAUAGCCAUACCUUACAUAAUGAAUAUCAUAUCUUUGAUAGGUGUAAUAACGGUACUAUUAGGAGCUACCUUAGCUCUUGCUCAAAGAGAUAUUAAGAGAAGUUUAGCUUAUUCCACGAUGUCUCAAUUGGGAUACAUUAUGUUAGCUUUGGGUAUAGGUUCUUAUCGAGCCGCUUUAUUCCAUUUGAUCACUCAUGCUUAUUCUAAAGCAUUAUUGUUUUUAGGGUCUGGAUCAAUCAUUCAUUCCAUGGAACCCAUUAUUGGGUAUUCUCCGACUAAGAGUCAGAACAUGGUUCUUAUGGGCGGUUUAACUAAAUAUAUGCCAAUUACAAAAACAACUUUUUUUUUAGGUACACUUUCUCUUUGUGGUAUUCCACCCCUCGCUUGUUUUUGGUCCAAAGACGAAAUUCUUAAUGAUAGUUGGUUGUAUUCACCGAUUUUUGCGAUA